UCUUUCUCCCUCUCUUAUUCCAAAAUUUUGCAGUCUCUCCUCUUCCUAGUUGUACCCAAAGCCUUAUAUCUGUUGCCAAGAUUUUGCCUUUUCUGCUGUGGCUGGCGUCUAAGCUCAUGGUUUCCAAAGAGAAGUUGAUUUCGUAAGUCUAUUUUCUUGGAACGUGUUUUGCCUCUUUUGAUUUUUUUCUUCUCUUUCUUUUUGCUCUCUCUUCUCUAGUAUUCAUAUCUAAUCAAUCAUUUCUACUUCAUACAAGUAUCAUAUAGUGUUGACUCUCUCCCUCUCUCUCACACUCACUGACAAUGAAUUAAUUAAAAUGUGUGAGGAGUGAAAUUGAAUAUAGUGGUGUUUUUGCUAACCUCUUUUGUUUGAUUUGCAUGGCCUUUUGAUCUAAAGGGAUUAAUAGACUUGUGAUGAUUAUAAAGAGUUUCAAGCUCUAUCUUCCUCAAUUUCUUGAAGUGGGUCAUUCUUCUUUCCCCUUACAAAGAUAAAUUAAAGAGGAAUUAAUUCAUGGGUUUUUCAUUUAAUUUUUUUUUUUUUAUUUCUAGGUAUGUUUUGUGCUUCUAAAAGAGUGGACAAUUUUUGACAAAAUUCCUUUACAAGAUUAGAACCCUAGGAUUUUUUUUUUUAAGAAAGCAACCCACUUUUAAUUUCAAUCAUUAAGACCCAUCUUGUGAAUCUAUAGUUAAUUCUACCCACUUUUAAUUUCAAUCAUCAAGACCCAUCUCGUUCCUACAGUUAAUUCUAUCCUUCUCUCCAUCUUUUGGUCUCCAAACAACCAAACCCAAAAAAAACCCACAUAAAAUAAUCAUCAUUAACACCCCCUAAAGAGAGGUCAUGGAGCUUUCUAGUCAAGAAGGAGGAGACAUCCCAGUUCCAAUAAACACAGCAUUCAGUGUAGGCCACAUGAUUUACCACCAUGAUCAUCAUCAUAUUCCUAAUUCUUCCAAUGGCCCCUCCAUACCCACGAGCCUAAACAAUCAUCAUCAUGACCAUUCCAACAACAAUAAUGUGCCUUACAAGAAGGUUGUGAGGUACAGAGAGUGCCUGAAGAAUCAUGCAGCAACAAUGGGAGGAAAUGCCACUGAUGGGUGUGGAGAGUUCAUGCCAAGUGGAGAAGAAGGCACCAUUGAAGCAAUCACUUGCGCAGUUUGCAAUUGCCAUAGAAAUUUUCACAGAAAAGAAGUUGAAGGUGAGCCCUCCUCCUCCUCCUCUUGGGUUGGAAGGAAACUACUUCUUGGACAACCCUACCAUCACCACCAUAAGAAUCUUUUGGGACAUGAAACUCCACUGCUGUAUCCAACUGUUAUAUCCUCAAGAGCAGCACCAACUCCACACCAAAUGAUUAUGUCCUACAACAACAAUAAUGUUGGGUCAAUGUUGCCUUCAGAAUCUGAUGAACAAGAAGAUAUUGGUGGUGGUGGUGGUGGUGGAAGGCAACCUUAUCAUCAUCAUCACCUUGUGAAGAAGAGGUUCAGGACAAAGUUCACACAAGAACAGAAGGAGAAAAUGUUGAGUUUUGCUGAGAAAGUUGGGUGGAAAAUACAAAAACAAGAACAAAGUGUUAUCCAACAAUUCUGCCAAGAGAUUGGGAUCAAGAGAAAAGUUCUCAAGGUUUGGAUGCACAACAACAAGCACAAUCUUGCCAAGAAAAUCAACGACAACAACAAUCCCACCGUUAUUGCUCCCACUACUACUACCACUACUACCACUUCUCAUAGUUAAUAUGAAGAUAAAAAUUCUCUCUUUAUUACUCUCUUCGUAUCUUAUUUGAUUGUUUUGCGGCCUUAACCCAUCUUACAUAUAAUUACUAUUGUUAGGUUAAUUAUUUACUUUC
Molecule: messenger RNA, 1837 nt
Organism: Tripterygium wilfordii
Lineage: Eukaryota; Viridiplantae; Streptophyta; Magnoliopsida; Celastrales; Celastraceae
Product: zinc-finger homeodomain protein 3-like
Exons: 1
Coding region: 838-1725 (295 amino acids)
Biological process (GO): regulation of developmental process; regulation of DNA-templated transcription
Cellular component (GO): nucleus
Molecular function (GO): transcription cis-regulatory region binding; DNA-binding transcription factor activity
Source: RefSeq, a predicted model, not a curated record